GGCGGCCCCGCCCCGGGGCGGCAGCAGCCCGAGCACCGCCCCGGCUCGGCCUUUAUAGCGUCCGUCCCGCAGUGGGGCCGCUGCCGCUCUGCGCCCGCCCGGCACUGACAGGGACCGCGGGGCUCCUGCGCUGCUGAAUCAAAACAAUUCAGAUAGAAGAGGAACAAAGUAAGAAGUUAACUAACAAUAUGAAGUUACUCAUCUUCCUCGCAGUAACCCUGGGCACGCUUGUCACGGGACUGGAUUCUGUUUAUAGCAAGAAGCACUACAGGCUGCCAUAUAAACACAGAUCAGAUCACAAGGAAUGCCAUUGUUUGAAUGGAGGAACCUGCAUCACCUACUACCUCUUUAGCAGAAUUAAUCGUUGCAUAUGCCCAGACAGAUACUUUGGAAUUCACUGUGAACUAGACGCUGACAGCACAUGCUAUACUGACAAUGGGGAGAACUACAGAGGAAUGGCUACAGAAGACGAGUGUCUGCCAUGGGACCUUCCCUCAGUAAUCAGGAGGGGUCGUUACCAUGCUGACUUGAAGAAUGCUUUGCAGCUUGGACUGGGCAAACACAGCUACUGCAGAAACCCAAAUGGAAGGAGCAGGCCCUGGUGUUACACCAAAAAGGGAUUCACCAUUCAAGAAACACCCUGCAACAUAGAGAAGUGUGGGCGUGAAUGUGGUCAAAGGAGCAUCAGCAAGUACUUCAAGAUUGUUGGUGGAAGCCAGGCAGAGGUUGAGUCUCAGCCUUGGGUAGCUGGCAUCUUCCAAAACAUAAGGGGUGUUGACCAUUUUCUGUGUGGUGGCAGCCUCAUCGACCCUUGCUGGGUGCUCACUGCAGCACACUGUUUUCAAACUGCGUCAAAAAACCCACACAACAAAUCUGUCUACAAAGUCUUCCUUGGCAAGUCCAGACUGAAUGAGACUGAUGAUAAAGAACAAGAAUUCAUGGUUGAUAACAUCAUCUCUCACCCUGACUUCACAGAUAACACAGGUGGCAAUGAGAAUGAUAUUGCUUUGAUACGGAUAAGAACAAAUUCUGGACAGUGUGCAGAAGAAUCCAAAUACGUCAACACAGUCUGCUUGCCAGAGAAGAACCUUUACUUACGAGACAAUACCCGGUGUGAAAUAUCUGGCUAUGGAAAACAAGAUUAUUAUGACAUCUACUAUGCUCAAAGACUAAUGUCAGCCACCGUAAACUUAAUAUCACAGACAAAAUGCAAAUAUGAAUAUUAUGAUAAUAUCAGAGUUACUGACAACAUGGUCUGUGCUGGAGAUCCUACAUGGAUGACUGAUGCAUGCAAGGGAGAUUCCGGUGGCCCGAUGGUCUGUGAGCACAACGGCAGGAUGACGCUUUAUGGGAUUGUUAGCUGGGGAGACGGCUGUGCAAAGGAAAACAAGCCUGGCGUUUACACCAGAGUUACUCAAUACCUUAACUGGAUUGACUCCAGUAUGAAUGCAAUCAGCACCAAGAGUCGUUUUCUUCCUGAACCAAAGUGACUUUUUUUCUACAUCUGGAAACAAAUGAAUAAGAUUAAGCCUAUACUGGUAACAGGAUACUAAAGUCCUGAAUAUCAUGAGAGGCUUUCCCUUUAAAUGUGUGUGUAGUCUGCCACUCACAUCGGUGUUCCUGAGGCAGAGAGAUGGUUGAUAUAUUAUCUUACUACUCUGAAUUAACAUGAAAACCACUCAGUGGGAAGCUAAAAUAUUUAAUAUUUAAAUGAGUAUUCCCAUGCACAAUACUAUACAUAUCAAGUUAUCUGUCUACUUCAUUGAAGAACCAGCAUUUGGUCUGGAAGCAUUGGUGAAGUUUUAACUUAUUUAACUCAAGUAUUCAUUUUAUACGUGGCCUGAGUCUAAAAUCUUAAUAUUAUUCUGUGUGAUGAGUGAAGACCCAAGUUCUAGAAAUCUAACCCACUAAAACCAGUACUGAGAAGGGUGAUCAGGCUUUGAAUCAGAAAGUAAAAGGAACUGCAUCAGCAUUAUUGUUGCUGAAGAGUGAAGAAGGACCAAAGUCUACUUAGUGUACUUAGACUAAGGGGACUCUUGGUGUAGACCCAACCUACAGUAAAAUCUGAAAGAUGGCACCUGUAGCUGUGUCAGCACUACAAACUCUUAAUGUAUUCCACUUAAGAACUGUGCUGCAAGAAGGGAAAUUGGAAGCCUGACUGGACUUCCAGAUCACACGCGAAGGUGCCUGCAGAGUUCCCCUGAGAAUUCUGAUUAUGCAACCUCUUUACAUAUAUGUACGCACCCAGGAGAGGAUUUAAGGACUUGGCACUCAUUGAACGCUGCAGAUGUCAGAAGUCAGACCUUUAUUUCAAUUCAUUUAACUGAUAUUAUAUGGAAACUACUUAGUUUUUCCCAAGACUUAUGCUGGCUUUAUUUUUAAACUUGCCUCUUUUUUUUUUUUUUGUUACAGAUUUGAAUUAUUUGUAUGAGGGCUGGAACCUCAAUCUUUAUUUAUUUUUACUAUGUUUAACUUAUUUUUUUUAUUAUUAAUGUUAAAAAAAUAAUUAAAAACCUCUUAUUCUUA
Molecule: messenger RNA, 2526 nt
Organism: Columba livia (rock pigeon)
Lineage: Eukaryota; Metazoa; Chordata; Aves; Columbiformes; Columbidae
Gene: PLAU
Product: plasminogen activator, urokinase
Exons: 11
Coding region: 189-1490 (433 amino acids)
Biological process (GO): plasminogen activation; regulation of cell adhesion mediated by integrin
Molecular function (GO): serine-type endopeptidase activity
Source: RefSeq, a predicted model, not a curated record